Molecule: messenger RNA, 1432 nt
Organism: Benincasa hispida (wax gourd)
Lineage: Eukaryota; Viridiplantae; Streptophyta; Magnoliopsida; Cucurbitales; Cucurbitaceae
Product: fasciclin-like arabinogalactan protein 8
Cellular component (GO): plasma membrane
Source: RefSeq, a predicted model, not a curated record
UCUAAACCCACACUCUUCAUCCUCCUCUCUGUUUCUCCUCUCUCCUCUCCCAUGGCGGCUUCCAAAUCCCUUCUCCUCUUCCUCGCCUUCGCCACCGCAGCCGCCAUCGUCUCCGCCCACAAUAUCACCGACAUGCUCAAAGACUACCCUGAGUAUAGUGAUUUCAGCAACUACUUGCAGCAAACCAGACUCGCCGACGAAAUCAACAGCCGUCAGACCAUCACCGUCCUUGUCGUCUCCAAUGGCGCUCUCUCCCCCGUCGUCGCCAAACAUCCUCUCUCCGUUAUCAAAAACCUCCUCAGUCUCCACAUCGUCUUGGACUACUACGAUCCGGCGAAACUCCACAAGAUCUCCAACGGAACCACUCUCUCCACUACGCUUUACCAGACCACCGGCCAUGCGCCUGGAAAUCUAGGUUUCGUCAACAUUACCGAUCUCCAGGGCGGUAAGGUCGCAUUCGGCUCUGCCGCGCCUGGAUCUAAACUCGAAUCCAGCUACACGAAGUCAGUUGUGAGUAUUCCGUACAACAUUUCGGUUAUUGAGAUCAGUGCGCCGAUUGUAGCGUCGGGGAUUUUGACGGCACCGGCUCCGUCGGCUUCCGAUGUUAACAUUACGGCUGCUCUUGAGAAAGCUGGAUGUAAGACGUUUGCGUCGCUGAUUGUUUCUAAUGGUGUGAUUAAGACCUAUGAAUCGGCGGUCGAGAAAGGAUUGACUAUAUUUGCGCCGAACGACGAAGCGUUUAAAGCCGAUGGAGUUCCAGAUCUGAGUAAACUUACUAAUGCUGAAGUUGUUUCGCUUCUUCUAUACCAUGCUCUGCCCGGUUACACUCCGAUCGGAGCUUUGAAGACGACUAAGGAUCCGAUCGACACUCUGGCUACUGGCAGCGCCGGAAAGUUCGACAUUACCACGACUACGGCCGGAGAUGCGGUUACUCUACACACCGGAAUCGGACCCUCCAGAAUCGCCGAUACAGUCCUCGACGCGACUCCUCUCGCUAUUUUCAGCGUCGAUAGUCUGUUGCUCCCUUCGGAGUUGUUUGGAAAGUCUCCUUCUCCGGCACCAGCACCAGAGCCUGUGAGUUCGCCUUCACCGACACCGUCUCUGGCUCCGAGUCCAAGCCCUAGCGCGAAGGCUCCAUCUCCGUUCGCCGCGUCACCACCUGCUCCUCCGUCCGAAACACCGGAAGGUUCGCCGGCCAAUGCACCCACCGCCGAGGCACAAACCAGUACUCCGGGAAGCUCAGCCGUCCACGUGAAAGGUUCCGUUAUCGUCGUUGUCGCCGCCAUUGCUACCACUAUGAUUUCCUCUCUUUUCUUGUACUAAAUCGUCAUUUUACUCUAUCAGCAGUCUCUUCUUUUUAGUUUAUUUUUAAUUUUUUGGUACUUUUUUUUUUAUAUAAUUUAAUUUUGAAUUUAUUAGUAUUUUCUGGAUA